Molecule: messenger RNA, 4127 nt
Organism: Cryptomeria japonica (Japanese cedar)
Lineage: Eukaryota; Viridiplantae; Streptophyta; Pinopsida; Cupressales; Cupressaceae
Exons: 2
Coding region: 150-3737 (1195 amino acids)
Source: RefSeq, a predicted model, not a curated record
GACGUUGAUAUGGCUUUAAUUUAAAGAAAUUAAAACUGAAAGCCCGGACUCCCCCAAAGGUCAUAUUUCUUUUACAUGCCCUUUCCCUUUCUCAAUGGAAUGAAGCAAAUUAUUUACACAGCAGCUGACAGACAAGAAGAAAGAAUAAUAUGGCCAUCACGGAGACGGAGACGGAGAUGAAUUUCAGCACGCAUGCCACUUGGCUCCCGUCUCACGGCUCACUGCAAAAGACUGUAAUAUUUACAACAGAAAGUCCUGUCGAAGGUCAAGAGAUCGAUUCUUGCCCUUUGUUAUUGACGCCUUUGAAAGAAUCCUCUUCUCCCUGCGAAAUUACGCUCAAGUUUGAAGGAUCAUCAUGUGAGGUUUCCAGUAUCUAUGUACGGAGUACUGCCCGAAUAUUUGAACUGUACAGUAAGUCAGAAAUCAGUGCUGACAAUGAAUAUAUCUGCACUGCCCGUGGUGAGCUGGCUGUGCAGAAUGAUGAUCCCACCUAUGUGGGAGAAACCAUUAAUAAGAAUGAUAGUUCUUCAUUUGGCAGAGACAACUGUGUUGAUAAUUUUUCUGAGACUUCUUUGCAUUCACUGAUUGAGAAUGGGACUGAGCUAUUUUUGAAUGUGGAAAAUAGUGAUAAAGAAUCACACAAUUAUUCAAGUCAAUCAGAUAGUAUUGAUGGGAAUACAGAUGGAGCCCUACAAGUGCUGCAUGAAAGCAUUAGAGUUUCAGAGGAAAUUGGAAAAAGAGACUCUCAGAGUAGUGAUGAAGAUAGUUGGGUUGAAGUUGGACUAUCAGGAUCACUUGUGGAUUCUCUGGGUAAGCCUGGAGAAAUGUGUCAACUUCAGUCCAAGGGCUACUUAGAUUAUUCUGAAGAUAAAGCUGCACAGAAACCAGAACUAUUAGCUGAACAGGGUGAGAAGAUUUCAGUGGACAAUUGCAUAGAAUUAGGCCAGCAUGAAGAUAACACUUCAGAGGAUGCAGCUUUUCUUCAUCAUGCCAAAGAAGAAAAUUUGUCAGAUACAGGAGCAUCCAAUUCACUGAUAGCAACCAAUAUGGAGAUUAAAACUAGAGCCGAUGAGAAUAUUGCAAGUUUGUCCACAAGUAGGAUGUCAAAAGCGGCAUUUUAUGAAGCAACUGUUGAGAUAGUAAAUGCUAAUCCUUGUGUUUCCCUAACCAUCCGUCUGCUGUCAUUACAAGAUAAGUCAUGUGUAGAGAUUGAUACAAUUUAUAUAUAUGGUGUACGUGCUUCUGAUGUUAAAGACACAGCUGAAGCCAUUAGUUUGAGCAACUCUGGUCUUCAGGGUAGUCCAUUUGGGGGCUCUUUACUGGCAAUGCUUCUUCCAAGUAUGCUCCAAAUGUCAAGAGGUGGUUUGACUCAAUAUCAGAAUGAUUUAUUGUACAAUGUCAGGAGAGAUGAGAGCAUGCCACAAAUGGGGUCAACUGAAACAGAACUUUCUAGGUCUAAUAAUUCCCCAAUCAUCAGCACACCUUUCCCAGUAAAAGACAUUGAAACUUCAACAGGAGAUAAUUUAUCUUCUGAUACAGUACCAGGAAAGGAAGUUUCACCUGAACAGUCACUGUUUCAAGAGAAGCUUUCCGCAGAUCUGGAUAAAGUUGAAGAAAAUAUGGAACUGACUAAAAAUAAUCUAAAAACUACUCUGCAAAAUGCACUGCCUUCAAUGGGACCUACAGAGGACAUAAAGGGAAGGCAGAAUGUUUCAGGAGGUGAAGAUUCAUGUAUGGGAGUAAUGGCUGGUACCAAUGAAAGUAUUUCUUCUCUAAUGGAUGGGCUUCACAAUGAAGAAUCCAAUGAACAUUACAUUCCUGAAGAGUUAGAAAGCAAUAAGAUUGAUAACAGCUUAUUCAGGCAAAAGAAUGAAGAAAACGUGUUGGAGAAUAUUUGCAAGCGUAUGGACAGAUUAGAGGCUGUGUGCUUGCGGAUUGAGGAUUAUAUACACAGGUCCUUUGAGAAGAUGGAAAGGAGGCUUCAGCUUGUUGAGUCAUGUCAGAUGCAGCAGAACCAUUCCCUGGUGACAAAAAUAGAGAGUAAUACUGUUUGUUCAGAUCUACCUGUUGUAUCAAACUCAUAUUCAGAAAAUUCCAUUUCUGGCCUAGAAAUGUCAAACAAUGGUAAUCGGAAGGACAUUGCUGAGGUGGACAUACCAAGUCUAUUAAAUGCCGAAGUUCCAUCCUCAAUUUGUAUGCCAAGGGCUUGUUCUGUAUCAUCUCCUGAAUUUUCUCCUCUGUUUGCCAUUGCAAGUCCUACAACCUUUUCCCCAGAUGCUUCAUGUGUGGGUAAUUCUAAGGAAUUGCAUUCAGAGAAUGCAGAUUUGUUACAUUGUAAUGAGGAGUCAUCAAAAGCCAGUCUUGACAUAUCACCAAAGCUUGAACUGGAUUAUUCAGCAUCCAGGAGUUUGGAUCGACAAGAUUUAUCAAAGGAAGAACAUCUGGGAGAUAUGGAUUCCCAGAGUGCAGAGUCUAUAGGAGUAUGUGGAGGUUCAAAGGUUUCAAGCAACCCAAUUAAUGAGCAUCAGAUUACUCCUAACAAGACAAAACUGUGUCUAGAGGAAGUUUUAGCUUCAGAGCUUUCAGCAUUUUCAGUUUCCGCCCGUCCAGCUCAAGUAGAAACACAAAUUAUCUUGACAGAAACACCACCAGAUUCAUCACAAAUAGAAAAUGCAGACGACAAGGAGGGCGGUGACCAUGAGGGACUUAAUUCGUUUCAUUCUUCCCAAGUGGAAAUAACAGGAUUAUCCACAGGAAUACCUUGUCACUCAUUGGAAGUAGAUCAUUCGGAUGAGGAGGAGGCUUGUUAUCAUCACAAUACCCUUUUUAAUGCACUUGAAGAAGUGCGAUACAUAAGUCAGGAAAAUAUGUAUUCAGUUCCAUACUGUUCUUCCCAAGGAAAUGAGGAUGCCAGACAGACUGUAAAUAGAGGGAGAAAUAUCAGUGAUGCCUGGGAUAGUCUUGCUCUCAAUAUCAAGCAGUCCUGCAAACCAGGUACCAAAACAGUAAGCAACCAUGAGAAGGAAAAUGUGCUGUUGGAGGAUGAAAACGAACAGAAACUGAAUGUCAGUGAAAUGAAAUUGGCUGAGAAUGUCUCUUGCCCAAUUCAUGUUAACCAGACUACAAGCACAAAUUUGGUCUAUGAUUGCCUUGGGAAGCUUCACCCAUUACAUGGAUAUUAUGAGUUUGAACCAUUUAAAUUGUGCCCAAAGCUUACUAAGCUUAUCAUUGAAAAGGAUAAAAAUAUGGUUGAAAAAAAAUAUGCUUCAUUUAAUCAUCUUUCUGGAAAUACUGAAAGUAAUGUAGCAGAAGUUGAAAGAACAAUUACAAGCCUGGAAGUUAAGCAAGAUGAAGGAAGUAGUGGAUCAGAUAGUCCCACGGAAUCUCAUGAUAAGUAUGCUUCAAGACAGUCAAAUAUUGAUACAUCCUCUUUAUUAGAUGUCUCAUUUACAAUUACCGAUGCUUCACAAAUAAAAAUGUCUUUGGAAUCUCUUUUGGGCGAUAAUGUCUCUGAGCAUGGUGGAGAAACUGUUCCUCUCCAGCAAACUACUGAAGCAGAAGCCUCAAAUUUCUCUGAAUCAAAGCGUCCACAUGGAUUGUUCUUUGUUGAAGAUGAAGGCCUUGGAGAGUUUAUUAUUCCGGCCACAUCAACUUUUCUUUGCUCAGUUACCUCAGGAAACAGCUCAAAUCAAGGGAUAGUACCAGGGAUAUCUCCUGUUUUUGAAAGCCUACUGUAAGAGGUUCACUUACUAUUUUUGGUUGUUUCUGACUGUUUGUCCAUGUCAAAUUGAAUAGCAGUAAAUGUAUUUUCAGUUUUCACCUAUGGCGGAAGAAUUUCAAUUUGGAUGCCAAUUCAAUGGGUAUGGUUUAUAUUACCUUUACGGCUGGUUCUUCAAAGACCAACUUGUGAUGUCAACUGAAGGACGGAAGCUGGUGGGGAUCAUAAAAAGUACUGUAAAAAUAACACUUAAAAAAUUUCUUGUUAUAUUGAUUGAAAGUAUGGAGUGCAUGAAUCACCAUCAUGAAAUGUGAUUCUAUGUAUUGAAGUAAAUUAUUUUAUACUCAAAUCCAGGUGUGUAUUCAGAUACAGAGCCUUCACUGAAAAAGAUAAGCUAUACUUGCUGAAA